Triticum turgidum subsp. durum (durum wheat) is the source of this 315-nucleotide messenger RNA. Lineage: Eukaryota; Viridiplantae; Streptophyta; Magnoliopsida; Poales; Poaceae. The record is from the annotation of a GenBank genome assembly.
AUGGAAGGCAUGCUGCACGGCGUGCCGUUCCUGUGCUGGCCGUACUUCGCUGACCAGUUCGCCAACCAGAGCUAUGUGUGCAACGUGUGGGGCACCGGCAUCAAGCUUUGCCGAGACGAGCGAGGGGUCGUCACCAAGGAGGAGAUCGAGAGCAAGGUGGUGCGGCUGCUCGGCGACCAGGGGGUCAAGGCGAGGGCUGCGACGUGGAAGGACAAGGCUUGUGCGAGCAUUGCAGAGGGAGGGUCCUCGCAUCAGUGCCUUCUCAAGCUUGUGAACUUGCUCGGAGAGGUGGGAUCCCAUCCCAUCACCGUGUGA